Molecule: messenger RNA, 624 nt
Organism: Ambispora leptoticha
Lineage: Eukaryota; Fungi; Glomeromycota; Glomeromycetes; Archaeosporales; Ambisporaceae
Source: the annotation of a GenBank genome assembly
AUGGCGGAUUAUGUUUUUCAAGAAAGAGGUAUUUCCAUUAGUCAGCAAACUGUCUCACGAAUACUAAAAGAACAAGGAGUCACUUAUAAAACUCUAACUUACCAUUAUCAACAAAUCGUAAGCCAACAAGAAAUUAACUAUUUUAUUGAUAGAACUAGAAAUUUACCACCCUAUCAACUUCUAGCUUUGGAUGAAUGUGGUUUUCAUUUAAACGAGGAUCCAAGAAGAGGUUAUUCAUUAAAAGGAACUAGGGCAAUUUCCCAAAGACCAAGUAGCAAGGGCGAACACUAUACCUUGCUCUUAUGUAUUGGUAAUACCGAAAAAGAUGGGGUAGUUCAUUAUCAGUUAAUUAAAGACAAUGCUCGUAUCCAUCAUGCUAAAAAGAAAUGUAUAGACUUGGGAUUGCUUCCUAUUAAGGAAUUAUUAAUAAGUAGAAACAUCCAACCAGUUUAUUUUCCUCCUUAUACUCCACAAUUGAACCCAACUGAAUUGUGUUUUAACUUUAUUAGGAAUUAUAUUGAGAGGAGAAGACCAAGAACUUUUGAAGAAUUAAAAUCACUUAUAGAUGAGGCAAUGGAAGAACUAAAUAAAAAAGAUUUAAGAGAAUAUUUUAAACACUGUUGA